This is a messenger RNA of Macrosiphum euphorbiae (potato aphid), 282 nucleotides long. Lineage: Eukaryota; Metazoa; Arthropoda; Insecta; Hemiptera; Aphididae. The record is from the annotation of a GenBank genome assembly.
AUGUUGUGUACCAAUGCCGAAAGACGCCAAAUCGAAACAGUUGAGAGACAGAAGGAAAUGCUCGAUAUCGGCGGGGUGGAAGACCAUCUCGACGACGUACCACCCUCCACACCCAAGAAAAUCCAACACCGCAGGACAACAAUUACUGCACGUGUCAAGACUUCUCUAAUCGAUAGAAGAGACCAAAAAGGAGCACGUAGUCUAGUGUCCCCUGGACUUUCGGGUUUUAUAUUAAAAUAUAUUUGGUGUAAUUCCACUUGGGCGGUGCAAUUGACUACGUGA